AUGGACCAUGGCUCGGGAUCAGAGCCCGUUCGCUACAUCCGCAGCCGCAUCGCCAAUGCCUGCGACGGGUGCAAGGCGCGCAAGGUCAAGUGCGACGGGAAGCUGCCGUGCGGCUUCUGUGUUGCGCGGCAGAGGGCACAAAUGUGCCAUUACUCGCCGCAGAGGAGACGGAGACAGUCGCAGAAGCUGCCGAGGUCGCCGCCGCCGUCUGUGCGGGAGUCGCGGGAUCGGGAUAGGGAUCGGUCUACCAGGGACGCUUCGUCGGUGAGGUCGCCGUCGCCGACUCAGACGCCGACUUCGAGGCGCGUGUCUUCGGAGUCGUCCGUGGCUGAGGACGAGACCGAAGUGCCGCGAGAGGCUCGGUUGCUGUGUGACGCUCAUGGAAAACUGACCUUUAUCGGGGAUUGUGCGCCACUGUCCUUCUUCCAAUCGGUGCGCAGGCUUGUGACCAAUCGAGUAGGCCAGAAUGCCUUUGCACCGCAAACGAGUCGAUUCUCAGUCCUGGAAAAUGCGCCGGCACGGCAAUCCAAGAGGUCAUUAAGAGAUCCAAGGAUGCCCGAAGUCCGGCCUGAGGACGUUACGCCUGCGGUUUCGGCGUAUCUAUCGACAACGGCGAGUUUAGUGGACUUGUUUGACCGCGCGAAGCUGCUGGAUGAUUUGAUGAUAUGGGCGAAUCUGACCCACAAGCCAGAUAAUGUGACGACUAUUAUUCACUUUCUUGUUCUUGCCAUCGGGCUACAGGCGGAUGACGACGUGCUGUCUCAGCAGUAUUUCGAGUAUGCUCGCGAUUUGGCGUACACGGAUCUGAGCGACAGUCUUGGUGUUGAGACGGUGCAAGCGUUCAUCUUGGUUACGGUUUACAUGCUGUGUUCCUGUCAGAUCAAUGGAGCCUUUCUCUUCUUUGGCAUUGCUGCGAGAGCCGCUUACUCAAUUGGCCUCCAUCGAACUGAGGUAAACGCCCGAUUUGGUCACGAAAUUCACCAGCAGAGAGACCGACUGUGGAAAAGUCUACGGGUGCUGGACCUGUUUCUCAGCAGCUCCAUGGGGCGCCCUCCCGCCACUUCGGAUGUAGAUUGCACGGUUCCUUACCGCGCGGUAGGCACUGAUGGAAAUGAGGUGCUUGACCUGCUCAAUGCCUCUGUUCAGAUCCUCCUUAUACUAGAAUACAUCAUCUUGGAAGUAUACGGGCGUAAGAAGAUUUCUAUGCAGUUGACUGAAGGGAUAUCCCUUAAGCUGCGUGAGUGGUCUGGGAGAUGGCUCAGUCUACUGAAAGAAGUCAUUGCACAGCCCGCCGCUCGCAACGAAGCUCAGGUCACAGGAGCCUGCCAGGUGCUAUCAUCGUACUACUAUGCGGUGAUGCUUGUUUCACGGCCAUUCUUGAUUUUGAUGGUGGAUCCGGUCUUGGAUUUGAUCGAGAGGGGUGUGUUGAAGGGGAAGGCUCCUCUACUUGUAUCGUGGCUUUUUGCCGCUUCGUUGGUUCUUGGAGUUGGUCUCUUGGGCGGAUUCGGCCGUAUACUGGAAAAGUAUACUCGAAUGUCCAUACAAACAAUGGAUCACUUUGCCAAGAACGACGCCCAUGCCCGGCAAUACUCCUUGAUUGCUCAGUCAUUGCUCACGACAGCAUUGGAGCAUUUGGAACGGCAGGAUCUUCAAGAACGGAUGCGACGCACAGAAAAUUCGAGUCAGUUGUUCGGUUUGGUGGCACCUGAUGCAAGAUCUCCUUUAAAUAAAUCUCCGGCACCGCUGAGGGAUAUUGAUUUGCGACACCAAGGCUUACCGAGUGGGCCAUCUCCACGAUUGGGCGAGAUGGAUUCCGUGUUCCUGGGACUGUCGGAGUCGAUGCUGCAUACACCUGACACUACAUUCUGGGAUGGGAUCGUCGGCAACGACAGCGAUCCGAAUUCUGCUCUAAAUUUGUUUCCAUUGAUGGAGGCGGGAGGCGGUAUUGAUUUGGCGCACUGGGUUUGA
Trichoderma virens Gv29-8 is the source of this 1968-nucleotide messenger RNA. RefSeq lists its product as uncharacterized. Gene Ontology annotation, molecular function: zinc ion binding; RNA polymerase II cis-regulatory region sequence-specific DNA binding; DNA-binding transcription factor activity, RNA polymerase II-specific. The coding region runs from base 1 to 1968 and encodes 655 amino acids. The record is from RefSeq and is a predicted model, not a curated record. Gene Ontology annotation, biological process: DNA-templated transcription; positive regulation of transcription from RNA polymerase II promoter by galactose. NCBI's taxonomy places the organism in Eukaryota, Fungi, Ascomycota, Sordariomycetes, Hypocreales, Hypocreaceae. Gene Ontology annotation, cellular component: nucleus. The transcript has 5 exons.